AUGGAUCGACCCGGAUCCCGCCCCCUCUCUCCAGUUCUCGAAGAAAAGAAAAGAGACAGAGACCCCAAAGUGAGGAAAGGGUUAAGAGAAAGUAACCAGAUUGAAACCAAGCUUGGUCCCGAGUCUGAUACAGACACUAACGCUGACGACGACGACGACGACACUCUCCCACUCGAAAUUGACGUCCACGGUCUUAGAGCAAAGGUUUACCUCAACUGCGCUGACGUCGACAUUGUCCCUGCGCGAUACCUUGAAAAGGCGGAUCGUUCACCUAUUCUAAAGCGCACGCCUUGGAUCUUUCGAACCGCCAAAGAUGGCCGGUGUGUGAACAUUGCCAAGUGGAGUAAAGUUGACAUCCGUUAUCGCGGGGUAUUCAAGACGCUGAAGAAGGUCCCGAUGUUCAGUGGAGGGUUGUUUGGGGGUUCGACUUGCAGGAUAAGCUCAGCUGCCGAUGAACAUGAGGAAGUGAGUACCGGUUGGCGGACGAGUACCGAUUCUAGGUCUGGCUGGGGCUCUGGCUCCUGCUCAGCUUCGUCAAAAAGCUCUUCAUCGAAGGUGGACUUCGAGGAAGCAGUAAAGGCGCAAGGACAGGCGAUAUAUGCGCUGCUCGACGAGGUCCUGAGUAUGCUGGGGAUCAAACGUGAGGCGGAAAGUCAUCGGGAGAUGUUUUUUCUGAGACCGAGAUUGGUUUCUUGUCAGCCAGAAUACUGGACAGGAUACCGCGUCAAGCACAGAGACAGUCCACUCACCGCAGGUUCAGUAUCGCUAGAUUACGAGCCAAGCCGGGGGAUGCCGCGGGCUGUAAUGCCUGUUACGACGACAAGCGAACCCGUCGUAUCACUGAAAAGAACCCUUGAAGGUGAAUUUAAGCUACUCCUCUCGCAACUCUUAAUAAACGUGCACCGUCUCUCACCACCAGGCGACAAGAUACCCGACCAAGAAGCCUUUCUAAUAGGCCUACACGGUUCAAAGCUACAUAUCCUGCGCGGCAUCUUCCCUGGCCAGAAGACCAGCAAGCUGUGGAGCGGCCGACACAAUCCCCGAGAAGUACAGAGUACGAAUCGCCUGUUCAGAAGGAGAGGUGGCGGCAGCGGUAAUGGGCCGGAGGGCCAAGAUGGCAGAUUUUACAGCAAGACCAACCUGGAGCGUUUCAUGGAGCAGGUAGAGUGGAAUCAGCUCUCAAAUCCCGAUAACGAAGUUCAUCCACGAUCGUUCCAGGUUUUGGGCAGUUGUGAAUAUGACCUGUGGCUGAAGUGCGAUUUUGGGGCUGCGAUGAAGAUGCUAGCCGGGCUUAUUAUGUACUUGAUGAGUGGACAGGCGCGGUGCGGAGUGCUGCAGGAUGUUUUUGAGCGGUAUCCGUAUGAUGAGGAGACUGAGCCAGAGAGUGAUGUCGGAGGCGAUGCAGCCGGGAUGGAGAAAGCUGCGCAGAAGCAGAAGGAGAUUGAGGAGGAAGAAGAGAGACUGAGGAAGAGAGAGAGGGAGAAGAAGGAGGAGGAGAAGGCACGGCUGACUGAGUUCGAGGCAAUCAAGGGGUCCAUGAAGGAUAAGAUUGGCGGUCUUACCGAGGGGUUGAGACAGCCUUGGUGCGACUGGGUGUGGGAGGAUAAAGGGUGUGAUACUGGUGAAAGAGAUGGGGAGGAAGCCUUGAUAGUUGGCGGCCCGUAUUGA
Molecule: messenger RNA, 1668 nt
Organism: Aspergillus nidulans FGSC A4
Lineage: Eukaryota; Fungi; Ascomycota; Eurotiomycetes; Eurotiales; Aspergillaceae
Exons: 4
Coding region: 1-1668 (555 amino acids)
Source: RefSeq, a predicted model, not a curated record